GCCCACUGACUUCGUCUCCACUCUCCAGUUUCUCUACAUCGACGGAGCGUCGAUCGUUCUCCGACGUCCGGCCGUCUCCCUGCGCAAGGCUGGUGUCCACGCCUUCGUCUCGCCGUCCCCGACCUCAAGAUGCCCUUCGUUAUCGAUGAGGAGGUCCACUGACAGAGAAUCGAUGGAGAGAAACUUUUCUGGGUUCGCCGGCGAGUUCUUGAUUCCGGCCACGGCGGUGAGCAAGACUGAUGCUGGUAACUUGGACUUGGUCUCGUCGACGUCCCUGUGCCUUCAGCUUGCAGAGAUGAGGUCCGGUGAGAGAGAAUCAAAGGGAGGAAGAUUUCUGAGUUUCCCGACGUUGUUCUUGGUUUUCCGGCGAGCUUCGAAUUCGGUUCAGCUUCGAGUUCGGCGUCAGGUGCUUAGAAACCACCAACAUCAGGUCCGGGGUGUGACACUAGCCAAUCUGAGGACUACUACAAACAUCCGCUCCCAGAUGCGGCCAACCACCACCGCUGUUGUUCACCGCCACAAGUUUCAGAUAUACUCGCGGCGGCUGCGGCGGGUUUGGGAUGUUCAAUGGACCCGAUUUGGCCCUUCUAUUUGUGUCGGUGGAUAUACAAGGAAAAUCGGUAGAAAAUACCCCCGUGAUGUUGAAGUAAUGAGCUUGAAGCAGUCCAACUUGGGGCAUCAUGAAAGUGAUGUUGUUCAAAGAAGCAGCGAGAUGUGUUAA
Messenger RNA from Fragaria vesca subsp. vesca, 721 nucleotides. RefSeq lists its product as uncharacterized. The coding region runs from base 146 to 721 and encodes 191 amino acids. The record is from RefSeq and is a predicted model, not a curated record. NCBI's taxonomy places the organism in Eukaryota, Viridiplantae, Streptophyta, Magnoliopsida, Rosales, Rosaceae. The transcript has 5 exons.